CCAAGGUCACUGUGCUGGGCCAGUUCUACCAGGUCCUACCACCCUCUUCCAGAAGGACCACAUGAUUCCACCCGCCAGGGCCCUGAGCCUUGGGCGAACAAAGACGCAGCUUAGGACGUUGAAUGCUCGUUUCUCCAUGAACUGCUCGGUGGAGCCCAAGCAGUUGAACAUCCAAGUGAUUCCCACCAGUGGCACGGUGCCACCCAUGAUCCCUUACAUUUUCAAGUUUGCUGACGAUGGCUCGCUUUAUUUGUCCGGUCCGGCUGACAGCAGCAUGCGCCGUGCUACCAGCUUCGGAGGC
Molecule: messenger RNA, 301 nt
Organism: Durusdinium trenchii
Lineage: Eukaryota; Dinophyceae; Suessiales; Symbiodiniaceae
Source: the annotation of a GenBank genome assembly